AACAGCGGGGAGGCAGAGGCAGAUCAGAAUAUUUUUUUAAUCCAACCACGAAUACCGCGAAGAACGAUCGCAUGUGUUUAUUAAAUUAGCGUACAUUAGCGUCUCAAAUGUGCUGCUCGGCCUGCGCCUGAUUCCUGAGACGCUGCUUAAAACCGGAUAAACAUGGUUCUACACGUGUCCUGUACGAGAUAUCACUACAUCUUUUUCAAUGACGACGAACGAACACAACGGAUUACGCGCGCCAACCAGCUCAUGCGCUGGGACCGGCUACAUCAGAUGGAGUGGGUCACGGUCGCCGACGGUGACCGGCGAAUACCACCGAAUGCCGUAGUCGGUGGCCACUAUGGCCGUACCACACUCUACAUAGGCCGAUCGUUUCACGAGGGUUCCAUUACGCCGGGAUACGUGACGAGGGACGGGUACGAGUGCGCGCUGCCCUGGGGUGGAAAGAUGCACAAAAAGCGCCGAUACGAGGUCCUCUGUACUCCCGGUGAGUUUGUGCCCUUCAACGACGAUACGACGCUUCUACACGCGACCCCGGCCGGCGUAUCGGAGCAAGGAGAACCACUGUACAUUGGCCGGGUCCGCCACAAUGGCAAACUCAUCAACGGCAAAAUUCAGCGUUCGCACAACGUCUGCUACAUACCGUACGAUGGGAAGGAGCUUAACUUUAAGGACUACGAGAUCUUUGUACGAUCCCCGAUCGUGCCGUCGCGACGAUAAAGAAGACACCGGCAGGCAGGCCGACUGAUAUUCCGGAAAAGAAUCCAAGAAUUUGGCCCAAGGCCACCAUCAAUUUUUCGGACUGAACAAAGAGGGCUGUGGCUGUGUUUGCUGCUGGUGGUUGUUGAGGUGCAAAUGGUGAUGAGAUACUUUUAUUUUAUUAAACUGUAUUUACAACACAUAAACGGCAGCAUCGAAGCUUUAUUGCUCGCAGCGCAAUAGAAAGUGCACAGUGUAACGUGCACGGCACAAAUAUGGUACGCGAUGGCACAAUUGGAACACGGACAAGCAAAGGGGGCGCCUAUGGCGAUUUCUCAGUGGAGAGAGCUAAUGUCGGAGCGGUCGUGGCCUCGUUGGAAAUAUACACAUCGUAGUCGG
Messenger RNA from Anopheles aquasalis, 1101 nucleotides. RefSeq lists its product as uncharacterized. NCBI's taxonomy places the organism in Eukaryota, Metazoa, Arthropoda, Insecta, Diptera, Culicidae. The record is from RefSeq and is a predicted model, not a curated record.